CCCAUACCUUGUUGGCGCCACCUUGAUGAUCAAGGCAUGAGUGUUUAAUAAUUGAAGAUUGAUGUGGAAAGGUAAGGGCAGAGCACUACAAACUUGUCAUUUUCGUCCGUGAAUCUGAAAGUUUGAAUAAUCCGCAGGAAACUACGUCACAGCGGCUGAAGUAUCGUGAUAUCUCGUCUAUAAACGGGAAAAAGCGAAGUGAGAAAACGAGAAGAUGAGAGAUUGGAAGAUGGCGGAGUUGUCCGUCGAGGCUCCGUUAGCAAUGACAGAAGAUUGGUCAGAUUUCAGCGAUUUUCAGAGUUCUGAUGACAUCGAGAACUCAAAUAAAAAAGGGAGUUUAAAAAAGGAAACUAAGGAAAAUGGAUUAUCGAACAAUUUCAACGAAACAUUCUCAGCCUCUUUGGAGGAUCUAGUCAACACCUUCGAUGAUAAAAUUACACAAUGUUUCUGUAAUUAUGAAGAAAAAGUGGAAAAAUUCGCUCCUGUACAAAUAAGAACUCAGGAAGAAAUAAUGAACGAGUGCCAAAUGUGGUGGACCCUCACAGGGAAUUUUGGAAAUAUGUUGCCUAUUGAUUGGUCAAAGUCUUAUGCUCGAAAAAUGCAAAUAAAUUGUCUCAAUUUAAAUGAGAAAAGGGAUAAGGAAACAAAUGAAGAGUUGGACGAAUCUGAUGAUGAUGUUGCAAAAGAUUUGGAUCUCCAUUCUUUGAUAAUUUCCAGUUUACAGCAAGAACCCAUGUUCACAGCUGAACAAGUAUUAGAAGAAAUUGAUGAAAUUAUGCAACAAGAGGAAGUACCUAUGGAGGAAUCUCAAGAAGAAGUGGUAACAACUUCUGAAGAAAAAGAGAAAAAUAUAAUUUCUUCCAUACUUUAUGAAGAAAAGCUGAAAACACUUACUAAUUCUCAGUUAAAUGAACUCUACUUAGAAUUAGAGAUGAUGAUACAAGAAAAUUCAGAAGUUUUAAUUCAAGAGUUAGCUUUAAGGGAUGAACUAGAAUUUGAGAAGGAGCUAAAAAAUACAUUCAUUUCUUACUUACUCACCAUACAAAAUAAAAAAAGACAACAUAGUACAGAGAAACGACGAGUACGCUCAUCAAUGGGAAACAACUCCGAUGCUAAAUUCCUGACUACUGUCAUUCCUUAUAGUGUAGAAAAUGGACCGCCUAACAAUCAGACUUUACAGAUUUUGAUAAAAAUUCUCAAGGCGAUAAAUGAAGAUAAUCCAGCUGUACCUGCACUUCUCACAGAUUAUAUUCUUAAAGUUCUCUGCCCGACAUGAACAACUCGUUUGUUGCUGAAUUUGCUAUGGCUAUUCGUUGAAUUCACCACAUUCUCAGAGGAAUAAUGUUUCUGUUUAUCUUGAUGUUAUGUUUCAACAUUGUAGUAUAUCAUCAUUUUUCUCAGACGGGGAAAUGCUUCAAGAAUUGUAGUUAAGCAGCAAUUAAGGAUUUAACUGCAUUGAUUACUACUACUUCUAGUACAACAACUUAAUUAAAAUUGGAGCUUAUGGUCCUAGAAUUUUGCACCAGUUUUGACUUAAUUAAAUUUUACCUCAGAUGCGUGGAAAGUAUUUUUCGAUUUAAUUAAAGUGCUAUGUGUAUAUAAAGUAUUUAUUUGAAAUGAUGUAAACUAUACAAUUAAAAUUUUUCCAAUAAUUGAUUUGACGCAGAUGACCAAUCUUCUCAAUGAAAUGCUGUUUUAUAGCAUCAUGUCUCUCUUUAGAAAUUAUUAGCUACUUAUAAGCUACUUAAUUGCUUAUAAGCUACUCAUAUAAGCUACUUAAUUGCUUAUUCAUUGAAAAAUAUUUCAUGUCACAAUGAUUAAUGAAAUUGCUAUAUCUAUGUCACAAUGAUCAAUUUUGUAAUUGUAAUAGGCAUUAAUUUUGACAAUGUGAUGUAAAGAAUAUUUAAAGUAAUGCUUUUGUAUGGAAAGACCAGCUUAAUGUGGUUAGUGCCUGUUAAUUUUAUGUAUGAAUAUAAAUAUUAAGUAUUGCAUCCAGCACUAUACAUCAUUUUAUUCUAAAUUCAUUCUUAUUUAUUAUUAGAAUAAUAUAAUCAUAUCUCAUCAAUAAUUUUAUAUCAGAGGGUGUAAAACCUGUUUGAUUGAAGAAUCUCUCUUCCCACUUUCUCUUCAUUUUGUGGCCUUUUUAGUAUUGUAUAGAGGAGUUAUAUUAAGGAUGUAAAAAAUAUUGUUAGAAAGCUUUUAUUUCUUUCCCUAUUAAAAGUUGUGACAAAAUGAUAGUGUAAGAAGUAGGUAAGGCAUCCCAUGUUUUUAACAACUAGUGAUUUAUUUUUUUAAUUGAUAAUACAUUAUGCUUAAAAUAAAAUGAAUUGAUUUUAUUGGCUAAGUGUUUGGAAAAAUUAAAUCAUUUUUAUGUAUGUAUUAAAAGUAAUUAACAGAAUUGCUGUUUUGCUCGGGGAAUUCUAAUUUAAAAAGCACACCUUUUUCAUUUUGUGCUUCGUUAAUGAAAACUUGAAUUAUCGACUUAAUGUUUUGAUCUUUUUAUUUUGCAAUUACAGUUAAACCCUGAUUACCUGACACCCAUUGAAGCAGAUUUUUUUCAGAAAUUUAAAGUUGUCAGAAUCAAAAAUUUACUUUUAAAUGAAACAAAUUCCUAUUUGUUACUAGUAACAGAUUAAUCGCUUGUACAUUUUUGGUCGGUAGGUGAGUAAAGUAAUGCCAUCUUAAACAUCUCAAUUGUCGUUUUCCAGUAUUCAAAUUUCAUUAUCUUCAUAUCAGUAAUUGAAUAGAACUAAUUUGAAUUGAAUGUGGUGUUUAAUGACCCAAUUUCAAAAAUAAAUCAGUAAUUUAGUAAUAUUAGCUGCAUUAAUGCAAUGUGUGUUGGGACGCUUUUAAUAUGCGUCAGAAAAGGUGUCAGAUAAUCAAAGAAUCGGAUGAUCAGGCAUUAUUCUCUGAUUAGGUUUCUACUGUAUUGAAAUUGUACAAAAUAUUUUAUUGAAUUUUUUUAAUCGGAUAAUAUCUUCUUUAAUUUAACUGAUUGUUCGUAUUUGUUAAAUGAUUUUUAUUUAACCCAUUCGUGUAUAACAUGUAUGAUUAUACUAUGAUUAUUGUGCUCAAUUACUUAUGAUUUUAUUAUGUAUACGCUAUUUUUUUAUUGAGUGUUUGUCAGUAAUUCUGAGAAAUUUGUUGAAAAUUUAAAUUCCAUGACUGUUGUUAUUGUAAAUGCUAGAUUAAAUUUAUAUAGCAUUCUAAAUUUAGCUAAAAGUGAGUCUAAGUCGUUUUAUUAAUUUGUUUAUCUGAUUCUAUUUUCUAAGUUAUAAGUGAAAAUUGCAAUGCUAAUUUUAUAUUUAUUUGUUUGCAGUAAAAUAAAAAUAAGUUAAAUUUAUAAUAAUGUUAAGUCAUUAAAUGUUUUAAUAAAAUUCAUUUUUUCGUGAUGAUUUCUAUUGAAGUUUUCUUAGUUGACAAGUUUCCUAAAAAAUUUUUUUUUGCUGGGAUGUUUCUAUCUUACUAUUUGGGAUUCUCGUAAAAAAUCUUGAAUAUAAAUUAAAUUUGUUGAAAAAAAUUGAAAGUUAAAAAGAAAAUUUAAUCUUUUUCCUUGCAAUCAAAUUAUGUAACUCAUUUACUAGUUUUAAAAUUAUUUUUAUCGUAAUUAUAUUUAAUAGCAACCAAAUGUAUAAUGGUAUUUUAGAAUACUUCUAUUUUAAAAUGUAUUUAUUGCUCAGCGAUUUGCACAUAUUUUAAUAACUAAGAUGUAUUUUGAUAUUUGUAUAAUUUAGAGUAUUAAAAGAAAGUGCUCAAGUAGGAAAAAAAAAUUAAGAUGAGUCAAGGGUCGCUCCCUUAAAGUAUAGCUUUACUUUGUCACUCAGUAAACUGUAAAAUAUUUAUAGCUAAAUCUCAGUAUUUGCAGUAGAUAACUUCAUAUAACUUAAUACC
Messenger RNA from Parasteatoda tepidariorum (common house spider), 3891 nucleotides. Its product is annotated as fasciculation and elongation protein zeta-2. Gene Ontology annotation, cellular component: axon; cytoplasm. The record is from RefSeq and is a predicted model, not a curated record. NCBI's taxonomy places the organism in Eukaryota, Metazoa, Arthropoda, Arachnida, Araneae, Theridiidae.